Molecule: messenger RNA, 2902 nt
Organism: Galleria mellonella (greater wax moth)
Lineage: Eukaryota; Metazoa; Arthropoda; Insecta; Lepidoptera; Pyralidae
Gene: be2
Product: juvenile hormone esterase-like
Exons: 10
Coding region: 138-1628 (496 amino acids)
Source: RefSeq, a predicted model, not a curated record
UUCCUCCAGGAAAGAGCUAUUAAGGUGUUCACACAAGUACAUCCUGACUUAGGCAGCAGAAUUGCAGCUGGUUUGUCCACCUACAAGAAAUAUCACGCCAACUUGUAAGAAGCACAUGAAAUGGACGGGUGUUAUUUAUGGCACCAGUACCUAUAAAACCAUGGGGUGGGACAUUAAAUGCGAGCAAACCAACGCCAUUAUGUAUUCAAAGGAAUCCUUACAUUCGCCAGCAAGAAAUUGUGGGGCAAGAAGACUGCUUAUAUCUAAAUAUUUAUAGUCCGGACACUAGCAAUGAUUUACCACAGAAUAAUGAUCUAUUACCUGUGAUGGUAUUUAUUCACGGCGGAGGAUGGAUGUGUGGAGAUUCCAGUCCACAAAUGUAUGGACCAGAGUAUUUAUUAGACAGGGAUGUUAUCCUAGUCACUAUUAAUUAUAGAUUGGGUCCACUUGGAUUUUUAUCAACCCUAGAUGAGCAUUGUCCUGGUAAUAACGGUCUCAAAGAUCAACAGGAAGCACUCCGAUUUAUACAAAAAACUAUCACUAGCUUUGGAGGUGAUAAACAGUCCGUGACAAUAUUUGGCGAGAGCGCUGGUGGUGCUAGUGCCCAUUUUCAUAUGUUAUCGGAAACCAGUGCAGGUCUGUUCCAUAAAGCAAUUUCGGAAUCUGGUACAGCAUUGGUGCCAUGGGCAGAGGCCGCUCCUGGUGAAGCGUUGAGGAAUGCAUUCCGUUUAGCAAAAAUGCUAGACUGUCCUCAAGCGCCGUCAAAAGAAAUGAUUAAGUGUCUUCGAACAAAAGAUAGUUAUCAGAUCAUAAACACAGAAUUCAACUUUUAUGUAUGGGAUUAUGAACCGAUGACUCCUUUCAAAGCAGUGAUAGAACCUGAUCUGCCUGGAGCAUUUUUGACUAGAAAUCCUAGAAAAAUUUCCAAAAUAUCCGCAGUUCCUUGGAUGACAGGCCUAACUAAAGACGAAGGCUGUUUGAAAGCAGGCUGGAUAACAACAAAUAAAACGAGAUUUGAGGAAUUUAUGUCUGGCAUUGAUACCAUAGCACCAGUCACAUUUUAUUAUGAGAAUUCACCAAAUGUAAACCUCAUAACCAAACUAGUGCAAGAAAAAUAUUUAUUAGAAAAAGACACAGAAGCUAUAAAAUCUGGAAUUAUAAAAAUGUAUACUGAUUCAUAUUUUGGAUAUCCUGCUGUAGAGGCAAUAGAAUUAACUUUUAACUAUACCAAAUCCCCAGUGUUUCUGUAUCACUUGGUAUAUAAAGCUGUUAAUAGUUUUUCACAAAUAUUUGGAUACGGCGAUGAAGAUCAAGGUGUAUGUCACGCCGAUGACCUUAUGUAUCUAUUUCCGAUACAUUUUCUUGCUAAGGAACCAUCAACAGACGAUAUUGAAAUGAGCAAACUUAUUGUAACGAUGUGGACUAAUUUUGCCACAAGCGGAGAUCCAAAUAAACCCGUGCAAAUACCGUACAAGUGGAAGCCAGCCAGCAGUGGAUCCAAAAUGGAAUACUUGGAAAUAUCGUCGAAACCAAAAAUGAAAGAAGAUUUCGCGUCCCGAUCAAGAUUUUGGGGUACAUUGCCAUUAUGGCAUAAUGUGCGGACCUACCGAAGUAUAGAAGAAUUAUAAAAUUAUUAUGUAACAUAUUGUGUAUUUCACUGAAUAUACACAAAUAACUUUAUCUAUCUAUAUGAAUCGUGAUUAUUAGCAGGUACUUCACCCUAUAUCAUGUAGUAGACAAUUUUCAUGUUAUGAACAAUAUAUAAAUACAAUUGUAUGAAAGUAGUUUGUUUUCCAUUUUAAGUUAUAUGAAUCAACAAAGGAGACAUGCGACUGUUUUAUAGUUUAUUUUUGAUUAUUUAUUUUACGGUCACAGAACAAUAGUUAGGUGAUUGAUUAAUUAAAAUCCAAUAGAACGUAGUAUACGAGUGUUUUUUUUUGAUGGGUGAAAAUAGUAUGGUAACCCCGCCUGCGCUAACGGGAUACGCUGGCGGGAUACGCUGGCGGAACACCAGUGAAGGGUGAUAGAUGAGAAAGAAACAGGUCAAUUAGCUCAUCAUGAUGAAUUCAUCAGGAAUUCACCAUGAUAGUUUCCAGGGAGAACCGCGAGGAGGUCGACCUAGUUGGGUAUAUUGCUAGCAAUGGGAUUCUCAGUCUCCAUUACUAACAAUCCCUUUCCCCCCAGUAUACGAGUGUGAUACACACCCACAACUUAUGUAAACUUAUUUAGAUUUAUGUAAAGAUAAAUUUAAUUAGACAGUUUAGGAUUAUGAUGCACUUACCUACAUGUUAGUAUAGUUUCACAAAACAAUUUUUAGUUUAAUUUAAAUGCAAUAUUUUAAUUUAUUUCUUAUCAUCGUACAAAUAUUUGUCAUUUUUUAAAAAACAAGAGUCAUUAGCUGUCCACCAUUUAUUAAAAUGUUCGUAAAUUGUUGUAGUUUUCAUUAGAUAUUCGUUAUUAAUCAUUGCACAGAAAUUGCAGUAAUCGUCUGUAUCGGGAGUUUCAUGCCUAAAAUGAUAUGAAUAAUACUUUUUCCAUCUAAAAUACAUAUAAUACAUCUCAAUAUUUCGUGAAAUUGCAAACAUUUUCCUGGCUAAUAUUAGCGGUGUCAUUUCUCGAGCAUUUAAAUAACUUCCUUCUGGCAUGAAUCUGUAAUAAAAUAUUAUCUUCUUAACAAAAUAUCUAAUUUAGUUAAAGUAUGUAAAUUAGUUUCGUAUGGCUGAUAUCGCAAGCAGUGUCCUACUAAUUUCAAAAUAAUACCUACUCAUACAUAGCUUAGUACACUUGGUUGUAGAUAUUUUAAAUUUCCAUUUCGGGGCUAUACUUCACACUUGGAACCCUUAAAAGCAAUGUUGCGUUUUUUUAAUUUUUAUAAUGAAUAAAUAUUUUAUUAUAUACUUUU